Messenger RNA from Penicillium olsonii, 2538 nucleotides. Lineage: Eukaryota; Fungi; Ascomycota; Eurotiomycetes; Eurotiales; Aspergillaceae. The record is from the annotation of a GenBank genome assembly.
AUGCCUCAGAAAGAAAGCUGCCCUAAGGGCUACUCACAGGUUCCUCAGACGAACCAAGAGGCAUCUGUUCACGUUCGCAGCAGCACCAAGAGCAAGAAUGCCUUUGACUUCACCUUCGAAGCCGUUCGCCCCAACCUUUUCCGCGCCACUUUCUCGUCCGCAGAGCACCCCAUUCCCCCUUACCCGAGCGUGACCAAGCCCGAGACAAACCUGCAGGGCGCCAAUGUCUCCGCCAAGGAGAGCGCUUCCUCCAAGACAUUCGACGUCGCCGGCGUCACUGCGUCAGUGGACUGGGAGCACACUCCCGUAGUCAAGAUCUCAUGGACUGGCUCCGAGAAGCCCCUACAUGCAGAUCUGCCCCUGCGAUCUUUCGUCGCAGACGGCGAGGGUAUUGCCAACUACUCUGUCCAUGACCGCGAGUGCCUCCAUGUCGGACUCGGCGAAAAGGCGGCCCCCAUGGACUUGAGUGGCCGUCAAUUCCAGCUCUCAGCCACAGACUCGUUUGGAUACGAUGUUUACAACACCGAUCCUCUAUACAAGCACAUUCCACUCUUGAUCAAAGCCUCGCCGGAGGGAUGUGUGGCGAUUUUCUCAACAACUCAUGGCCGCGGCCUGUGGUCUGUGGGAGCUGAGAUCGACGGCCUCUGGGGACACUUCAAGGUGUAUCGCCAGGACUACGGUGGUCUUGAGCAGUACUAUAUUGUCGGCAAGACCAUCAAGGAUGUGGUUCGCUCAUAUGCCGAGCUAGUCGGUUUCCCGCUUCUCGUGCCUCGCUGGGCUUACGGCUACAUCUCCGGUGGUUACAAGUAUACCAUGCUGGAAGAGCCGCAGAAGGCGCACUUGGCUCUUUUGGAGUUCGCUGAGAAACUCAAGCACCAUGGCAUCCCUUGCUCGGCUCAUCAGAUGAGCUCUGGGUAUUCUAUUGCGGCUACUGAGCCCAAGGUUCGCAACGUCUUUACGUGGAACUACGAGCGUUUCCCAGAUCCUCAGGACUGGAUUUCAAAGAUGCACCAGCAUGGUAUCCGACUGAUCACCAACAUUAAGCCUUUCUUGCUGGCUUCCCACCCUGAAUUCAAGAAGCUUGUCGAUGCCGGUGGUUUCUUCAAAGACGCGGACAAGGAGCCUGGAUACAUGCGACUGUGGAGUGCUGGUGGGGCUACCGGUGGUGACGGGGCUCAUAUCGAUUUCACCUCCGCAGAAGCCUUCAAGUUCUGGUAUGAUGGUGUCCAGAGCCUCAAGAAAGUCGGUAUCGACGGUAUGUGGAAUGACAACAAUGAAUAUACCUUACCCGACGAUGAUUGGACCAUGUCUCUCAACGAGCCAACCGUGGCCGAUGCAGCAGCAAAGAAUGUCAAGAACUCAGUUGGUCUCUGGGGUCGCGCGCUCCACACAGAGUUGAUGGGCAAAUCUUCACACGAUGCCUUGCGAGACAUGGAGCCCAAGCAGCGUCCUUUCGUCUUGACACGCAGUGCUACUGCUGGAACUCUGCGCUACGCCGCGUCUUCCUGGAGUGGUGACAACGUCACUAGCUGGGAGAACAUGAAGGGUGCGAACGCCCUCUCUCUCAAUGCCGGCAUGUCUCUCCUCCAGUGUGAAGGUCACGACAUUGGCGGAUUCGAGGGUCCCCAGCCCUCUCCAGAGCUUCUCCUACGCUGGGUCCAGCUAGGCUGUCACGCUCCCCGCUUCGCAAUCAACUGCUUCAAGACUUCUCCCAAGGACUCUUCCGUCGGUGAUGUUAUCGAACCUUUCAUGUAUCCCGAGAUCACACCCCAGAUCCGCGAUACCAUCAAACGCCGCUACGAAAUGCUGCCUUACAUCUACUCACUCGGUCUGGAGAGCCAUCGAUCUGCAACACCGCCACAGCGCUGGACAGGAUGGGGCUACGAGACCGAUCCCGAAGUCUGGACCAAGACACUCAAGGCAGGCGAAGAUCAAUUCUGGUUCGGUGACACCGUCCUAGUCGGCGGCGUUUACAAGACCGGCAUCGAUGUCGCAAAUGUCUACCUUCCUCGCAAGACUGGCGUCUUCGAUUACGGCUACGUCAACAUGAACGCCCCAUACCAGUACCUGGCAUCUGGUCAAUGGGCCGAGAUCUCAUCAGAGUGGCAGAAGAGCAUUGCGCUCAUUGCCCGUGUUGGUGGAGCCAUUCCUGUCGGAAAGAAUGUCCACACUCGUGUCCCCGGUGAUGAAACCGCUGCUUCUGUCGGUGUUCAGGAGAUUGACGACUACCGUGGUGUGGAGAUCUUCCCUCCUAAGGGUACUUCGCACGGAACCGUCUUUGCUACCACUUGGUAUGAGGAUGAUGGUAUCUCUGUCCAGCCUGGUACUUCCUCGUACACCAUCAGCUACAGCUCUACUGAGGAGAAGGUGUCUGUGAAGUUCGAGCAGGGUGAGACUGGUUUCACUCCUGCUUGGAAGGACUUGGAUAUUGUCCUGCAUAAUGGUGACCAGCGCCGGGUUGUUUCGAGCACUGGUGACGAGAUUGUGCUUAAGGGUACCGACUCUCGUGGUCGCGUUGUGUAUACUCUCAAGGUCUAA